Rhineura floridana is the source of this 1197-nucleotide messenger RNA. RefSeq names its product receptor-transporting protein 2-like. Gene Ontology annotation, biological process: detection of chemical stimulus involved in sensory perception of bitter taste; protein targeting to membrane; protein insertion into membrane. The transcript has 2 exons. Gene Ontology annotation, molecular function: olfactory receptor binding. NCBI's taxonomy places the organism in Eukaryota, Metazoa, Chordata, Lepidosauria, Squamata, Rhineuridae. The coding region runs from base 139 to 828 and encodes 229 amino acids. The record is from RefSeq and is a predicted model, not a curated record.
GCAGCUUGUGUGCGUAAGGAAAGAGGAAACUGGUCAUAACAAACUGCACCCACUUUUUCAAUAUAUAUCCUCGUAUUGGCAUCUGGAAAAAAACCCAACAGGCCUUUAUUAUUAAGCAAGGCUGAACCCCAAAGAAACAUGAAGACAGUGAACAUGGCGUUUUGGAGAGAGGUUUUUGAAAAGCAGAUCAAAGGGGUGAAACCAGGAGAUGCCUGGAGACUAGUGAUGGAUCAGAGGCUUGACUUCCAUUAUGUGGACACUAGAUGGAGGAAGUGGCUGAUGGAACAUGCCCAUGCAAGGUUUAUGUGCUCCAGAUGCUGCCACAGCUGGUCCUCUCAUCAAGCCGUUAUCCUGUUCCACAUGCAUUGGGAGCAACAUGGGAGACAAGGACAGGUCAAGAUGAGGCUCUUUGGGCAAAAGUGUCAGAAAUGCUUUUCAAACAAGUAUGAAGAGCCACAAUUCUCCGAGGACGAUGUUGACAACAUCUUGGAAGACAUGAUCCUUGAGAUAAGGGAGAAAUGUUAUGGAGAGCGCAUUGAUCACAGCAAAUUCUCUAAGGUGAUUGUGAAUGACAGCGGUCCACAUAUGCGUGGCUAUUGUGAAGCAUGCCAGUUGGGAAUACACAAAAGGCUUCAUGGGCAGCCUAACUAUCCAGAGCAUCACAGGGAGCUCCAAAGCAAAGGGAAUUUGGAGGCCAUUAAACAGACAGGAACACCAACAUCCACUGGCAGUUAUAAUUGCUGCACAUGCUUUAUUAUUAUUAUUAUUAUUGUCCUUUUCAUUUACUAUUGGGACAAUUUGUUCUCAGGAUGGCAGAGAAGGUGGUAAAUUUAAAUUAGCAUGCAGCUUCAGGAAUCCAAUCCUCCUGGCUUGGUUUGCUGUGUCUUUAGAAGUCUUCUUCUUUUCUGAAUGAAAAGCAGUUGAAUGUGAAUUCUUUUCGGCAUCCUGAAACUAAGAGCCCAGCAGCAAAAUAUUAUUUGUCAGAUCAUCUCUGGUGGCAGAUUCUUCUUUUCUUCCAUUUGAUGCUUGCUUUGUUAUUUGAAUAAACUUUCAUUUAUUCAAACAAGAAAUUAUACGACUGUGUGAUUGCCACCAUGUUGGACCACCAUUGUAAUGUGAGUAGGAACUCAAGUGAAUUAGAUAUAGUAGAUGGGGGAAUCAGUUGGGAGAGGGACCAGUAGGAAAACGGAAGCAGAG